AAUAGAAUUUAUCAAAAUAAACUAGCGCUUUUGAACUAACACGGAAUGAAGAAGCAAACUUGUCAAAAUCAUAUGAUAUGAUUAUGAUAUGAUAGUAAACAAGUUGAGUUUAAGACUGAUUUUAUUUGGGAAUCGAAAUCAAACCAAAAUCAGCCAGUCAAAUAAAUUUGCUUUAUCUCGCUGCCAUCUUCCUGGCGGAGGGAUCUAAUGACGUCACUUGUUGUUUGGAGGAAAGAAAGAAAGAAAGAAAGAAACACGGCACGUAGACCUGAAUCUCUGGAUCUGUUCUUUUUUUUUUUUUUAAAUCACUCCAACAAAUUUUAUGUCUGAUUAGACCCGAGCCAUGUCAACCCCGGCAAGGAGGCGAUUAAUGAGAGACUUCAAAAGACUUCAAGAAGACCCACCAACUGGUGUAAGUGGUGCUCCGUCCGAAAACAAUAUCAUGCUGUGGAAUGCUGUUAUUUUUGGACCUGUAGGAACACCGUUUGAGGAUGGAACAUUUAAACUUGUGAUAGAAUUUUCAGAAGAAUAUCCAAACAAACCUCCUACAGUUCGGUUUAUUUCCAAAAUGUUCCACCCAAAUGUUUAUGCAGAUGGCAGUAUAUGUUUAGACAUUCUUCAGAAUCGCUGGAGUCCUACAUAUGAUGUGUCCUCUAUUCUGACAUCUAUCCAGUCCUUGCUGGAUGAGCCUAACCCAAACAGCCCAGCCAACAGCCAGGCGGCACAACUCUAUCAAGAGAACAAACGAGAGUAUGAGAAGAGAGUUUCUGUUAUUGUGGAGCAAAGCUGGGCAGAUUCUUAAUGUUCAUAAGUUUAAUGCUCAAAUACCAUUUAUCAGGUUUUUCUUCUUCUAUUUAACGUAUCUCGGACACACUCAAAACAAACUCGUCCGUUACAUCUGGAAAUCCAUUAUUUAGGGACUCUUUGCCGGUGUUUUGCUGCAAGCAGAAGUGAUUGUGCUUUUGGUUUCAACUCCAUUUUUUCCCCCCAGGUUUCAUGAUAAAUUAUUCUUAAGCAUUUAUAGUGUUUAACUGUAUCUCCAGAACUAUUGGCACUCUUGAGAAUUGUGCAAAAAUUAAUGUAUAAAAAGAAACACAUUCAAUAUUUUGAGAGUAACAUUUUUCAAAAGUUUUUUUUUUAUUGGUGAAUCAAAUAAUAAAGAGUAAAACAGAAGAGACUAUUAGUUUUGUGCACAUAGAGUCGACCUCUUCAAUUUAGCUUUCCAUCCUGAAGAGAACACAAUUCAAAUGAUUGUUCCAGUAAUAUGUUUAGGUUCUGCUUGUUGUUUGUUCUCAGGAAGGAUCUGGUUUCCUUCCAAAUACUUUAUUGAUCAUUUAUUUAAAAACAAACCGGUUUAACUGUAUAGUUCUAAACUUUAUGUUUUUGAGCAUGUCAUGACACAAUGCUCAUAAAUCCUCUUUCUGCAAAAAUUUACAGCUGUUGGAUUUUUUAUGAUGUUCCUGAUUGUUCUUUAUGGUAUUUUAACUGUAUGAUAUUUUUAUAUCCAGCUGCAUUAAAACCCUACUGUAAUCUAUGACAAUGGGGUUUUAAAAAAAAAUAAAGCAAAACUGUGUUCUCUUA
This is a messenger RNA of Tachysurus fulvidraco (yellow catfish), 1581 nucleotides long. RefSeq names its product ubiquitin-conjugating enzyme E2 B. Gene Ontology annotation, molecular function: ubiquitin conjugating enzyme activity. The transcript has 6 exons. Gene Ontology annotation, biological process: DNA repair; protein polyubiquitination; proteasome-mediated ubiquitin-dependent protein catabolic process. The record is from RefSeq and is a predicted model, not a curated record. Lineage: Eukaryota; Metazoa; Chordata; Actinopteri; Siluriformes; Bagridae. The coding region runs from base 344 to 802 and encodes 152 amino acids. Gene Ontology annotation, cellular component: HULC complex.